CCUCUCCUUCCUGUAACACCCAUGCCCUGCGUGUCUGUGCUGAGCUCACUGUAGGAACUUUGAGCAGUUAAUAGUAAAAACAACAUCUUACUUCAACAGGCGCCACUUUUCAGGUUUAAAGUUUGUCCGAUUUUUUCCCAGUAACACCUGUUAUCCAGCAGAGAGUAAGGAGAGUGGAAGAGAUACAGGAUGUGGAGGAAAGAUGUUGCUCCAUCAAACAUCCUCAUCUCAGGACCAAGACAAUUGCAGUAGGCCAGUGGCUGUUCGAUCCACCUGCCUAAUCUCACAGAGACGUUGAAGUGCCAAGGACUCAAAGACCUGUUUUUAUUUGCGUUCUCUUUUUAAAAAAAUAACGUAAUUGGACUGCCUGCCCUACACUGGAAGUAACUAGCUACUUUUUUUCAGUGUGCGCAGACAUCGGAGUUGGAGUUUCAAUCUGUUUUGAAAUUAGGCCUACUAGCACUAACAGUUCAAAGAGAGUGUUUUUUUAACCUUUCCCCUGGAUUACCUGUUGAGGUUUGUGAUGGGGAAUGCGGCAGGGGGAAUAGAGCAGGCAGAUGGCCGGGAGGCCAAGCACUCUGUGGGGUCAGGAACGGGCCUGAGUGACCCCACCCCGACCCUGCAGAAGAAGCAUUCUGCUCCCCCCAAGCUGCCCGUGCCCUCAGAGGAGGAGCUGGAGGAGCGCUUCAGUGUGGUUCUGAGCUAUAUGAACCUGCCUCCAGACAAGCUGAAGCUGUUGAGUCAGUACGACAAUGACAAGAAGUGGGAGCUGAUCUGUGAUCAGGAGCGGUUCCAGGUGAAGAACCCCCCCUCUACCUAUCUGACCAAGAUCAAGAGCUUCUACCAGGACCAAGGAGGAGUGACCCGCAGGUUCAAGAGGCAGGUCCAGGAGUCCACCCAGGUACUGAGAGAGCUGGAGAUCUCCCUCCGCACCAAUCAUAUUGGCUGGGCCCAGGAGUUUCUGAAUGAGGAGAACCAGGGUUUGGAUGUAUUGGUGGACUACCUGUCCUACGCCCAGUGUGACGCUUCGUUUGACAGGGAGGGUGCUGAGAAUGGGGGAACACUGUCAGAGAGAGGGAAGCCAGCGGAGAGGUCCAUGGAGGACCUGAAUAAGAGUGCAGGAAGCCCCCCUACACAUGGCAUGACCAGAGCAGCCCGCGCCCUAACCGUACGGAUAACCUCUCUGGCACAGAGUAGGAGAACUCAGAAGAGCUCUAGAUUGACCAGUCAUAGGGACGACGUCCAUGUGUGCAUCAUGUGUCUGCGUGCCAUCAUGAACUACCAGUCGGGCUUCAACCAAGUGAUGACACACCCACGCUGUGUCAACGAGAUCACUCUCAGUCUCAACAACAGGAACCCCAGAACCAAAGCCCUGGUGUUGGAGCUGUUGGCUGCUGUGUGUCUUGUGAGGGGCGGUCAUGACAUCAUUCUCGCUGCCUUCGACAACUUCAAGGAGGUGAGCGGAGAGAAGAACCGCUUUGAGAAACUGAUGGAGUACUUUAGCAACGAUGACAGCAACAUUGACUUCAUGGUGGCCUGUAUGCAGUUCAUUAACAUUGUGGUGCAUUCGGUGGAGAAUAUGAACUUCCGUGUUCACCUGCAAUAUGAGUUCACUCACCAUGGACUGGACCAGUACUUAGAGACUCUGAAGCUGACAGAGAGUGAGAAGCUGCAGGUUCAGAUUCAGGCCUACUUGGACAACGUGUUUGAUGUGGGGGCUCUGCUGGAGGAUGCAGAGAACAGGGGUGGGGUGCUGGACCAUGUGGAAGAACUGCAGGAGCAUAACACACAGCUGAGUGCCAGGCUAGAGGAGAUUGAGAGCCAGUCUGCAGAGAGGAUGGCUGAACUAGAGAAACAGCUCCUCCAAGCCACCAAGGAGACAGAGCUGCUCAAGGGGAACCUGCGGGACUCCUGUUCCCAGGUCAGUUCUCUGCAGCAGAGAGAGAGGGAGAGGGAGUUAAGCCAGGAGAGGGAGCGGGACAGAGAGCGUCUAAGCCAACCCUCCUCUGAGCUGGAACUCAAGGUGCAGGAGCUGCAGGACCGAGGGCUGAUCCGCCUGGGACGCACCCCCUCUGGGGCCCUAGACCUCCAGGUGGUGCCUGUCACCAUCAUCGAGUACGUCCCCGCCCCAGCCUCUGAGCCCAUGCUCAGCUCCACUGGACCUACUGGCCCAGACGUCCCUGAUGCCACUCCCUCCUCAGCCAUCUCUGCUGUCCCCCCUCCUCCUCCUCCUCCUCCCCCACCCCCUCCACCUUCUGGGCCUGUUGGACCUAUUCCCCCACCCCCUCCACCUCCUCCUCCUCCCCCGCCUGGCUCUGGUGGCCCACCUCCCCCUCCUCCUCCCCCUGGGGGAGAUUGUAAAAGCAGGAAGCCCAUCCAGACUAAGUUCCGGAUGCCUUUGCUCAACUGGCAGGCACUGAAGCCCAACCAGGUGACUGGCACGGUCUUCAACGAGCUGGACGAUGAGCAGGUCUUAGGGGAGCUGAACAUGGAGGCGUUUGAGGAGCAGUUUAAGACCAAGGCCCAGGGUCCUCCAGCAGCUCUGUCCACUCUGAAGGUCAAGGUGGCCCAGAAGGCCCACAGCAAGGUCAACCUGAUCGAGGGCAACAAGGCCAAGAACCUGGCCAUCACGCUACGCAAGGGAGGCAGGAGCCCCGCAGACAUCUGCACAGCUAUAGAGACGUAUGACCAGCAGUCGUUGGGGCUGGACUUCCUGGAGCUGCUGGAGAGGUUUGUCCCGUCAGACUACGAGCUGAAGCUCCUCCAGAACUAUGAGAAGGAGGGCCGUCCGCUGGAUGAACUGUCAGAGGAGGACCGCUUCAUGAUGCGCUUUGGGAAGAUCCCUCGUCUGGCCCAGCGAAUCAACACCCUCACCUUCAUGGGCAACUUCCCAGAGAGCGUCAAACGUCUGCAUCCGCAACUGAACUCUAUAAUCGCAGCAUCCAUGUCCAUUAAGUCCUCGGCCAAGCUGAAGAAGAUGUUAGAGAUCAUCCUAGCCUUUGGGAACUACAUGAACAGCAGUAAGAGGGGUGCAGCCUAUGGGUUCCGCCUGCAGAGUCUGGACCUGCUGCUGGACACAAAGUCUACAGACCGCUCCCAGACCCUACUACACUUCAUCUCCAGCAUCGUCCAGGAGAAAUACCCUGAACUCAACAACUUCCACACUGAGCUGCACUUUGUGGACAAGGCUGGCCUAGUGUCUCUGGACAGUAUUCUUCAGGAUAUCCGCUCUCUGGAGAGGGGAAUGGAAGUGACGAAGAAGGAGUUCCUGGUGCAGGAAGACAACACAGUGCUGAAGGAUUUUGUCAAGACAAACAGUGAAUUACUGGACUCUUUACUCAAAGACAGCAAGACCGCUCAGGAGGCAUAUGGCUCGGCGGUGGAGUAUUUUGGAGAGAACCCCAAGACCACGCAACCCUCCAUGUUUUUCCCUCUGUUUGUCCGCUUCAUGAAGGCCUAUAAGCAAGCAGAGCAGGAUAAUGAACAGAGGAAGAGACUGGAGGCCCAGAGCAGCGAGAACCAAGCAGAGUCUCCCUCCCCUAGAAAGAAAGAGGUUGCAGGACACAAGUCUCCCAUGAUGCCCAAGAUGGACCUGAUAGCGGAGCUGAAGAAAAGGCAGGUGAAGCCCCAGGUGAAGGAUGGGGCCCUGGAGGACAUCAUCACAGACCUGAGGAACUCACCGUUCAGAGCAACAGAUGGACGGAGACCAGCACAGCGUCAAGACACCUGAACAACUCCAGCUCCAAGACCCACAACUCCACUGAGAUUACUGUACACACUCAAUAUCAAAGUGUAUGCAUACACAGAACACAAAUACAUACUUGUAUUGUACAUACACAAUACACAUACAUUAGUACUGGA
Coregonus clupeaformis (lake whitefish) is the source of this 3861-nucleotide messenger RNA. RefSeq names its product formin-like protein 1. The record is from RefSeq and is a predicted model, not a curated record. Gene Ontology annotation, cellular component: cytosol. The transcript has 26 exons. Lineage: Eukaryota; Metazoa; Chordata; Actinopteri; Salmoniformes; Salmonidae. Bases 524 to 3730 code for a protein of 1068 amino acids. Gene Ontology annotation, biological process: cortical actin cytoskeleton organization; cell migration; regulation of cell shape. Gene Ontology annotation, molecular function: actin filament binding; small GTPase binding.